ACCGUGAGGUGGGGGACCGGAUCUGGAUGGCUGAUCAUACGGCCCUGGAAUCUUGACGGUUUCGGUACCUGAUCGUUAGUGACUGUGCGGUGUGCCCCAGCGUAAGAAUGAACAACGAUCACGGAGCAAGUGUAUCUGAAUUCUGAUCUGCAGUAGGACCAUUCAACUUGAUGCUUCACGCAAUACUGUAUCAUUUCCCUGCCCUUUUGCUAUGUAUUCUUUCUUUCACUCGCCAAAGUUGCAGAGAAGUAAAAAGCGCGCGAAAAGAUUGUUCACGACACCAUGCCUGAGCUUCCAGAAGUAGAAGCAGCGAGGAGGGCAGUUGAGGAGAAUUGUUUGGGCAAAACGAUUAAAAGGUCGAUUAUUGCAGACGACACCAAGGUUAUAGAUGGCGUCUCUCCUUCCGACUUCCAAGCGUCUCUCCUUGGCAAGACCAUCGUUGCUGCUCGGAGAAAGGGCAAAAACAUGUGGCUUGAGCUUGAUUCUCCUCCAUUUCCUUCAUUCCAGUUUGGAAUGGCGGGUGCUAUUUAUAUUAAGGGAGUAGCAGUUACUAAAUACAAGAGGUCUGCAGUGAGUGAUUCCGAUGAAUGGCCUUCCAAAUAUUCCAAGUUCUUUAUAGAACUAGAUGAUGGUUUAGAGCUCUCCUUCACUGAUAAAAGGCGUUUUGCAAAAGUUCGCUUGCUAAAAGAUCCGGCUUCUGUGCCCCCAAUAUCUGAACUUGGUCCAGAUGCAUUGUUGGAGCCUAUGACAGUGGAUGAGUUUGUUGACUCCUUAAGCAAGAAGAAGAUUACAAUCAAGGCUCUAUUGCUUGAUCAGAGUUACAUUUCAGGAAUUGGCAAUUGGAUUGCAGAUGAAGUUCUUUAUCAGGCAAGGAUUCAUCCAUUGCAAAUUGCUUCCAGCUUGUCAAGGGAGAGCUGCGAAUCUUUGCACAAGUGCAUCAAAGAGGUCAUUCAUUAUGCGGUAGAAGUUGAUGCCGAUUGCAGCCACUUUCCAAUUGAAUGGUUGUUUCACUUUCGCUGGGGGAAAAAGUCUGGAAAAGUAAAUGGUAAGAAAAUUGAUUUCAUAACUGCAGGUGGAAGGACAACAGCCUAUGUACCUGAGUUACAAAAGCUGACUGGAACCAAAUCGGGGAAGGAACCCAAUAAACCAAGAAAACAAUCUUCCAAGGGAUAUGAAGAUGAAGAUGGUGAUAAAGAGCCGGUAAAUGAGGAAAACACAGGACGAGCCAAAGCAAAGAAAAACCAGAACACAACUAAAGGUGCAGCGAGGAAGUCUCGUGCAAAAAGUAAUUCCGAGGAAAAUGACAGUGAUGAAGAUGGAGAUGGUGGCAAAGAAGAUAAACCAGUCAAGAUGGCCAAGAGAAAACAAACAAAGACAGAAGAGGCAUCAAAGAAGCUUAAAACCAGUCGGAAAAGCACUCAGUCAAGGAAGGUGAAAAAGUAAGAUGCCCUUGUGAUAAUUAUUAAGGUUAUUCACUGACCUUUCCAUAUUUUGUUAGUAGAAAUGGAGAGGAGGAAAUAUUUAGUAACUGGGAAUCUGGAAUUUUGUCAUAUAAGUUCAAUUUUAGGUCUGGAUGAUCCCAAAUCCUGUAUCAGAGAGAAGAUUGGCUGGUUGUACAGCUAGUUCACUCGUUGAUCCAAAACCCUUAAUAUAAGUUUCUUUUGGACAGACCAUGGCCCAACAGGUCGUAUCCUGCACCUGAUCAUUGUCCAGUAUUGCUCCAGUGCCUGAUUACAAUUUCAGUUAUUUCCAUAUAACGUUGCCAGUCUCUUUUUUAUAUUAAUAUAUUAGUGUAUGUUAGACGUGUA
Molecule: messenger RNA, 1808 nt
Organism: Nelumbo nucifera (sacred lotus)
Lineage: Eukaryota; Viridiplantae; Streptophyta; Magnoliopsida; Proteales; Nelumbonaceae
Gene: MMH-1
Product: MUTM homolog-1
Biological process (GO): base-excision repair
Cellular component (GO): nucleus
Molecular function (GO): DNA-(apurinic or apyrimidinic site) endonuclease activity; zinc ion binding; oxidized purine nucleobase lesion DNA N-glycosylase activity
Source: RefSeq, a predicted model, not a curated record